UUAUACAUUGCAGACUCCAAGAGCGGCUUCUCAUUUCUCAGUAUUGGAAUUGAUUCGUUUGAUUUUGCAAAGCCCAGUUUUCACAGUUUUCAGACAGGCAAGAAAAACUAGAAACAGUCUUGUUGUCUCAUGUUUUCUGCCAGGGUACAACAGCAACUGAAUCCCAAUCUCCUAUCCUACGUAUGAACUCAUUGCGCUUCCAACUUCUGGUUCCUAGAACGCCGACUUCCAAACACCUGACCACUGUUUCCCAUCUCAAUCACAAUCUCGCCUCGACUCCCCUAUCUUCCAUUUGUGAAACGAUCUCAUCAUUUCCAUAUCCAAACGCAGAAGACCCAGCCAAAACUUUGCCCAAUCUAUUGUCAAACUGCUCCAACGUACUCCACCUGGAUCAAGUUUAUGCCCACAUCACCCGAACGCGCGUUCUCGCGUACCCGGCCGCGUUUCAUUGGAACAUUAUCCGAUCCUACACCAGACUAAAUGCUCCCAUUAAAGCUCUUUACGUUUACAUUACUAUGUCUAGAGCUGGGCUUCUCCCCGAUUGUUACACUCUCCCCAUUAUCUUAAAGGCCACGUGUCAAUGCUUCGCUCUUAACGUCGGCUGCCAGCUGCACUCCAUCGCUAUAAAGAUCGGCCUAGAGCUAAAUCAGUUUUGUGAGAGCGGUUUUAUCAACGUUUUUUCAAAAGCGGGAGAAUUUGAGAAUGCGAGGAAAGUGUUCGAUGAAAAUCCGGACAGGAAAUUGGGUUCUUGGAAUGCUAUCAUAGGAGGGCUUUCUCAAAGUGGGCGUGCUAAAGAAGCGAUAGAUAUGUUUUUGGAGCUUAAAAAAUGUGGGUUUCUGCCUGAUGAUGUGACUAUGGUUAGUGUGACAUCGUCCUGCGGUAGUUUAGGCGAUUUGGAUUUGGCUCUUCAGCUACAUAAGUGUGUUUUUCAAGCCAAAAGUUCGGGAAAAUCGGACAUUUUGAUGUUGAAUUCGGUCAUUGAUAUGUAUGGGAAGUGUGGUCGAAUGGAUUUAGCAUAUUUAGUUUUUUCAAGGAUGGAGGAAAAGAAUGUUUCUUCGUGGACGUCCAUGAUUGUUGGCUACGCAGUGCAUGGUCAUGUUCAGAAAGCGCUUGAUUGUUUUCUUUGCAUGAGAGAGGUUGGGGUGAGGCCUAACCAUGUAACCUUCGUUGGGGUGUUGAGCGCUUGCGUGCACGGUGGGAAGGUGGAGAAAGGGAAAUUUUACUUUGAUAUGAUGAAGAAUGGUUAUGGGAUAAGGCCAACCUUGCAGCAUUAUGGGUGCAUGGUCGAUUUGCUUGGUCGAGCCGGGUUGCUCGAGGAAGCCAGGAAGAUGGUGGAGGAGAUGCCAAUGAAGGCAAAUGUGGUGAUAUGGGGGUGUUUGAUGGGUGCCUGUGAGAAAUUUGGGAAUGUUGAGAUGGGAGAGUGGGUGGCUAAACAUUUGCAAGAAUUGGAACCUUGGAAUGAUGGGGUUUAUGUUGUACUGUCUAAUAUUUAUGCUAGCAAUGGUCUGUGGGAAGAGGUUGAGAAGGUUAGAGGGAUCAUGAAGCAGAGGAAACUUGCCAAGACUCCUGGUUACAGCUUGGCAACUAGUUCAGAUUGAGUUUGAUUUGUACUAGUGGCCAAUAAUCAUGAUAACCAUUAAUUCUUUAAAUUACUUCUAAAUUUUUCUAAUACAUUAUGUUGGUCUUUGUCUUGUUAAAGUUCUUUUUUGAUAGUUCCUUCUACUAUGAAGUUUAGGGGCUGACAUUCAUGGUAUUUCAUCUUUCCAUUGAAUUUGUAUAUAGAGAAGGGAGA
Molecule: messenger RNA, 1792 nt
Organism: Theobroma umbraticum
Lineage: Eukaryota; Viridiplantae; Streptophyta; Magnoliopsida; Malvales; Malvaceae
Product: Tetratricopeptide repeat (TPR)-like superfamily protein
Biological process (GO): RNA modification
Molecular function (GO): RNA binding; protein binding
Source: RefSeq, a predicted model, not a curated record